Scatophagus argus is the source of this 1798-nucleotide messenger RNA. RefSeq names its product ER membrane protein complex subunit 3 (gene emc3). Bases 266 to 1051 code for a protein of 261 amino acids. The record is from RefSeq and is a predicted model, not a curated record. Lineage: Eukaryota; Metazoa; Chordata; Actinopteri; Scatophagidae. Gene Ontology annotation, cellular component: EMC complex; membrane. Gene Ontology annotation, biological process: protein folding in endoplasmic reticulum. The transcript has 9 exons.
GUGGCGCUGCAGUCCCGGUGAGAUGCAGAUGAACUGCAGAAGCAAAAAUCUGCUCUUAUCCUUACAGUCCACACCACAGCGCGAUGGCCGCAACAGUGGAUGCGGACUACUAAAUAAUUGUUUCAAUUAUUUAACUACCUCACACAGCGCUUGGAUUGCGCCUGUUGCCGCUGAGAAGAACACUGCAAGUGGUGGGCUAAGACGACUCUCCAGCUCAGACCAACUGUGACCCGGGUACCAGGAAGAAGUUAAGCUACCAGGCUGUAUGGCUGAACCGGAGCUUCUGUUGGACUCCAAUAUACGACUUUGGGUGGUGUUGCCCAUUGUCUUCAUCACCUUUCUUGUUGGGGUGAUUCGUCAUUAUGUAUCCAUUCUUCUUCAGAGUGACAAGAAGUUGACGUUAGAACAGGUUUCCGACAGCCAGGUUCUUAUUCGGAGCAGAAUACUCAGAGAAAAUGGAAAAUACAUUCCCAAACAGUCUUUUUUAAUGAGGAAAUUCUACUUCAAUAAUCAAGAAGAUGGAUUUUUCAAGAAGACCAAAAGAAAGGUUGUUCCACCCUCUCCGAUGACCGAUCCCAGCAUGCUGACAGACAUGAUGAAAGGAAAUGUAACCAAUGUGCUUCCCAUGAUCCUCAUUGGAGGGUGGAUCAACUGGACCUUUUCAGGAUUUGUAACAACUAAGGUUCCCUUCCCUCUCACUCUGCGCUUCAAGCCCAUGCUGCAGCAGGGAAUAGAGCUACUCUCACUGGAUGCCUCCUGGGUGAGCUCAGCGUCCUGGUAUUUCCUCAAUGUCUUUGGACUUCGAAGCAUGUACUCAUUAAUUCUGGGUCAAGAUAACGGUGCAGAUCAGUCGAGGAUCAUGCAGGAGCAGAUGAGCGGUGCUGCAAUGGCCAUGCCUGCAGACACAAAUAAAGCUUUCAAGGCUGAGUGGGAGGCACUGGAGCUGACCGAUCAUCAGUGGGCACUGGAGAGUGUAGAGGAGGAUCUGAUGAGCAGAGAGCUGGACUUUGAUGGCAUGUUUAGCAAGGAACUUCCCAGUGGUAUCUUCUGAUGGCCUGGUCACUUCUACAUGAAGACUUCAGUUUGAAUUUUGGUCAUUGCAGGGAUUUGUUUUUGGUUAAAACCACAGAGAUGGGACAAAUCGCUUCAUGUUAUGCAAAGUUUACAUUCACUUACUUGUGGUCUUUGUCUUUUCACAUGUAAUACCUUUUCCAUUCCUGUCUAUAAAAUAUCUGAAAUGACUUAAAAUAGGCUGGUUUUUGCUGCUGUCUCUUUAGAAGGAAUUGCUUUGUUAUCUUACCUUUUAGACAUGCAGCGGUUUGGAAGAUAUUAAGUGGCUUUUUGCUUGUUGAAAUGCAUUGUUGUUAUUAUUAGUAUUAUUAUUAUUAGCUUUCAAUUGUAUGCCAUCAUAAUGCCAUUAGGUAAUAGAAUGUGAACUACCUACUGCUACUUUUCUUGUUAUGUCAUGCAGAGCCACACUAGCUGUCUCAUUUUUCAUAUUUAUCUUUCAUCAUGCUUAAAUAACAAUACACUACUGUUUGUUUGGUUUUUUUUUUUACAGGUCUGAAUUAUGUUUAUUUAAUUAUUCUUUAACAAUCUUUAACCACUCCUUCACAGAUAAUAGAUCAACUGUUCAGUGUCAACUGCCUUAUGUAGAAAACAGACCCAGAACUGAUUAGCUGUCGGCAGAGGAUAUGUUUUUGUGUUUGAAAUAUUGUGUUUUUGAAGUAUGUAGACAGUUUAUUUUGUAAUGUAACUCCCCUGUGUUUUGUACAGCAUAAAGCCUGUUUUGACUAAA